Molecule: messenger RNA, 740 nt
Organism: Abrus precatorius (Indian licorice)
Lineage: Eukaryota; Viridiplantae; Streptophyta; Magnoliopsida; Fabales; Fabaceae
Product: macrophage migration inhibitory factor homolog
Exons: 3
Coding region: 140-487 (115 amino acids)
Molecular function (GO): phenylpyruvate tautomerase activity
Source: RefSeq, a predicted model, not a curated record
AUUGUUGAGAGAGAGAGAGAGAGAAAGAGAUGCAUCCUUCGAUGACUUAUGAUAAACGAGAAGAAACGGCAAUAUCUUGGAAGGGUUUUAACUAUUUGGCAGUUGCGGAGUGCAGAGAUAGUAACAGAAGAGCGAAACGAUGCCGUGUCUCAACCUCACUACCAACGUCUCACUUGACGGCGUCGACACCUCUUCCAUCCUCUCCGAAGCCACCUCCUCCGUCGCCGCUAUCAUCUGCAAACCCGAGGCCUAUGUGAUGAUUGUGCUGAAAGGAUCAGUACCCAUAUCUUUUGGUGGGAAUGAGCAGCCAGCGGCUUAUGGAGAAUUGGUGUCCAUUGGUGGCAUUAACCCUAGUACGAACAAGAAAUUUAGUGCUGCAAUUGCUUCAAUUCUCGAAACCAGGUUGUCUGUGCCCAAGUCGAGGUUCUUCUUGAAAUUCUAUGACACUGAGGGUUCCAACUUUGGAUGGGAUGGAUCUACAUUCUGAAUUUCAUGUUACUUUGAUUGUGGUACGUUGUACAUUGGAUGGAGUCUUCAUUAUGUUUUUUCACCUGUGUUUAUGUCUAUGUUUGAAGUCAUAACUCAUAUAAUAUAUGUAUAUGGGGUUUCUUGUACCCUAAGCGUGGUCAUCAUGCAAAUGUAACUUCAUUAAUUGAAAGGAUAUAUGGGGAUCAUAUACGUUUAUGACACUGUGAUCAGAUCAACAUCUUGAUCCUUAUGUUAUUGGUAAUAGUUCUAUG